CACUCCCCUUUUCAUUUUUGAAAAAUUAAAUUAAAUUUUGAAUCUUUCGAUCAUGUGUUCACGACUAUUAUAUAUAUGAGAAUGAAUGAAGUGGGGUAAGGAAAACCUACUAGCUAUCAAUGUAUGGACCCUUUCAUAUAUAUGAAAGAUAUUUUCUUCCAUUUCUGCUCUCACAUAGUUUCAACAAAAAGUUUACAUCUAUCUUUCCAGGCUGGUUAGCAUUUCAUCAUUGAAGAGUCAUGAUGAGAAAUGUGGUUUUGUUUUCAUUCAUUCUUUUGUUUGUUCUUCUCAUUAUUUUUUGUGCUAAUAGAACAUUCAAAAAUGAAGAAUCAUCAUCAUCAUCAUGGUUAAUGAAUGAAGCACAAUCUUUUUAUCAUCAUGUCAAAGCUAAUAGUCAUUCAGGUUAUGAACAUAUUUGGCCAGAUAUGGAAUUUGGAUGGAAAAUUAUUGUUGGUACCUUGAUUGGAAUAUUUGGAGCUUCAUUUGGAAGUGUUGGUGGAGUUGGUGGUGGUGGCAUCUUUGUUCCAAUGUUAAUCUUGAUUAUUGGAUUUGAUGCAAAAUCAGCUGCUGCUAUUUCAAAAUGUAUGAUUACUGGUGCUGCAAUAUCAACUGUAUUCUUCAAUUUGAAACUAAGGCAUCCAACACUUGAUAUACCAAUGAUUGACUAUGAUUUAGUGCUUCUUAAUCAACCUGUAAUCAUUCUUGGUAUUAGCAUAGGGGUUCUUUUAAGUGUAGUUUUUGCUGAUUGGAUGAUCACUGUUCUACUAAUUAUUAUCUUCAUAGGGACAUCAGUGAAGGCUUGCUUAAAGGGUCUUGAGACAUGGAAUAAUGAAACCAUAGUGUUAGAGGAGGCUGUCAAGCAUUUGGAGUCUACUGCCAGUAGCAGUGAAGAAGUUGAAUACAAUUACAAACGGCUUCCUAGUUGUCCGGAUGAUGAGACUCGAAAGGAAAUUACGCAAAUGGGUGAAUUUUAUGAGCUUUUUGAAAUGGAUGCACAUGUAGGAGCAAAAGAGCUUGACUUGGAGUAUACUAAGGUAAACCAGGGGACAAUUCUCAGCAAUAUUCGUUGGAAGGAAUUUGGAUUUCUUUGUUUUGUUUGGUUUGCAGUCCUUCUCUUACAGAUUGCCAAGAAUUAUACAACUACAUGUUCAAUCACAUACUGGAUACUUACUUUGUUACAGAUACCAGUGACCGUAGGGGUUUCAAUGUACCAAGCAAUAGGCCUAUAUCAAGGGAAGAAGAUUACAGUUUCAAAACAAGAUCAUGGCACACAUUGGCCAUUGCACCUUCUAAUUCUAUCACUUUCCUGUUCCUUGCUAGCUGGAAUUUUGGGUGGACUUCUUGGUGUUGGUGGUGGAUUUGUCAUGGGUCCUUUGUUUAUCGAACUCGGAAUUGCUCCUCAGGUAGCAAGUGCCACAGCCACAUUAGGAAUGACAUUUACAGCAUCAAUAUCAGUUGCACAAUAUUUCCUCUUGAAUCGUUUUCCGGUUCCUUAUGCUCUCUACCUUACUAUUGUGGCUACAAUUGCUGCAUACAUAGGACAGAAAAUCAUUGAUAAGCUUGUCAAUAUCUUUCAAAGAGCUUCCUUGAUUAUCUUUGUCUUAUCCUUCACAGUUCUUGUAAGUGCCAUUGCACUAGGUGGAGUAGGAAUAUCACAUAUGAUUGAGAAGAUUCAGAGGCAUGAAUACAUGGGAUUUGAGGACCUUUGCUACUAAGUUAUGGCGUUAUUGUUUGCCUUGGCCACACCCGGAGAGCACUGUUUAUAUUUGUUCUGUCAUACUCAUUGCAAAGCUUAAAUUAUUAAAUGGAGAUUACAUAUUUACAUUUGUCAGUCGUUAAGUCUUAGCUCAACUGAUAAAUAAUGCCAAAAUUACUAGAUCGGACGUCAUGAUGAGAGUUUGAACCUCGAUUCAUCUACUUAGUGAAGGGACGAGUUAUCUUUAUCGUGUUUUUAAGUAGUGUAUUGAUCAAAAUUUCACUAUUUAAGGUGAAUAGAAUAAGUGAAGAAUUGUUGUAAAAAAAAAAGAAUAACUGAAGAAUUUGUUAGUUGA
This is a messenger RNA of Trifolium pratense (red clover), 2051 nucleotides long. Its product is annotated as sulfite exporter TauE/SafE family protein 3-like. The transcript is spliced from 13 exons. Gene Ontology annotation, molecular function: ATP binding; mismatched DNA binding. Gene Ontology annotation, biological process: mismatch repair; protein ubiquitination. The record is from RefSeq and is a predicted model, not a curated record. Bases 240 to 1715 code for a protein of 491 amino acids. Gene Ontology annotation, cellular component: membrane; Cul4A-RING E3 ubiquitin ligase complex. NCBI's taxonomy places the organism in Eukaryota, Viridiplantae, Streptophyta, Magnoliopsida, Fabales, Fabaceae.